Molecule: messenger RNA, 1098 nt
Organism: Homarus americanus (American lobster)
Lineage: Eukaryota; Metazoa; Arthropoda; Malacostraca; Decapoda; Nephropidae
Product: structural maintenance of chromosomes protein 2-like
Exons: 7
Coding region: 1-1098 (365 amino acids)
Biological process (GO): chromosome organization
Cellular component (GO): chromosome
Molecular function (GO): protein binding; ATP binding
Source: RefSeq, a predicted model, not a curated record
AUGUCUCUCAGCUCAGGGACACAGUUGCUAGCUGUUGUUAGGAGCAUGUCUCUCAGCUCAGGGACACAGUUGCUAGCUGUUGAUAUCAAAACUGUUGAAAAUAAAAAGACAGAAAGUGAUAAAUUGCAAGGAGCUUUUGACACUAUGAGAGCGCAGGACCAGGCAGAUAACGACGCCCUGGCUGCAGCAGAGAAGAGGCUGCAGGCCAUUAGCUCCGGCAUGUACUCAGCGGGUGACGGUGAGGACGCCACCUUGCAAGAGCAGCUCAUGAACACCAAGGCCAGCAUCACAGAGGCCAAGACCAUGACAAAACAAGCUGAAAUGAAACUAAAACACAGUAAAGAAGAACUGAAGAAGAAAGAACAAGAAAUGAAAUGUACUUCUGCAGAAUACACAAAGGACAAAUCUUUCCUGGAUAGGAUGGAGAAGGAAGUUAAAAAUCUUGAGACUCAACUGGGGAAGCUGGACUAUGAUGACAGUAAAGUGGAGGAGCUGGAGGGGGAGCGUCGCCUUCUCAACAACCAGAUUAUGAACCUACAAGAGAAAGUAGAACAUCUGGAGUCCAGGUAUCCCCAGUUAUGCUUCAACUACAAAGACCCAGAGAAAAAUUUUAAUCACUCAUUAGUAAAGGGGCUGGUGUGUAAGCUUGUGAAGUUGAGGGACCCUACCACAGCCACUGCUUUGGAGGUUACAGCUGGGGGGAAGCUAUAUAAUGUUAUUGUGGACUCUGAGGUAACUGGCAAGAAGCUGCUGCAGAAUGGACAGUUACAGAGAAGAGUUACCAUCAUUCCUCUCAACAAGAUCACAGGACGGUCUAUUGAUGCCCACAUAGUCAAACAAGCCGAGAAUUUGGUAGGCAAGGAGAAUGUGCAGACUGCGCUGUCUCUUGUGUGCUAUGAUCAUGACCUGCACAAGGCCAUGGAAUGGGUGUUUGGCUCCUCCUUCAUCUGCCAUGACAUGGAUGUGGCUAAACAGGUCACCUUCAACAAGAACAUUAUGAGGAAGUCUGUAACACUAGAUGGUGAUGUGUUUGAUCCAGCUGGUACCCUGACAGGUGGUAAGUCAACUAUUAUUGAAACACUCCUUCCUGCUCAUUGA